Molecule: messenger RNA, 7972 nt
Organism: Copidosoma floridanum
Lineage: Eukaryota; Metazoa; Arthropoda; Insecta; Hymenoptera; Encyrtidae
Source: RefSeq, a predicted model, not a curated record
GCAUGUGUGUACAUUUGCCUGUCGACGUGUUUCCCAUCAUUUUUAUUAUUUUUAACGAUUAAGUAUAUAUUGUGUACUCACGACAUCAGUGUAGUGUGUACGGACUGCUUGACAGUGAAAUAAGUGAUGUGUAUAGAUUAUGGUAUAGGAAAAAAAAGUGUGCGUCAGCUACUAUAGCUCUGUCUUUGUGUUGUUCUCACCGUUUUACAUUCGAGGUUCGACUGUUUAUCGGGACUUUGGAUAGUUGGGAAUUCAUCUCCACUUAAACAUUCCAUGUCCAAAUACUCAUGCGUUACAAGUAGUUCUGUUAACCUCUUUGUUUUUCUAGCCGUGACCUCGACCCCCCCGCAUCUGUUGCUUAUAGGUACACUCGUCAAACAAAACUUACAACGUAAUUCCUUAGAAAACAAAGGUUAUCCAUUUUUCCCCAUAACGUUAAACUACCCUUACUUGCAUACCCCAUUGCGCAAUAUAUAUAAAAGAUAGCAGACCCAGUUACAGAUCCACAUCGAAUCUCUCAUGUUAGCUCUCGAUCUCAUGCGAGGUUGUACGGUUAGGACGACGAGCAUCACAAGAAAAACGACGAGGACGCCAGCUUGGAAGAGUACGAGGAGAGUACAGGACAAGGGAUGGCCAACGAGUUGUCAAGUAGCUGCCCACAAGCCAACGAGCUUGUGGAUGAUGAAAAAGAAGAGGGAGAAAUAUCUCUUGAUGAUGUCAGUUCUUCUGAAGAGGGGCAACCAUACAACCCAUCAAAAGGGUUGGCCAACUGUUGCCCUCAUUGCAAAUCAGUGAAGACAUGUGCCACCUGGUGUGGUAACCUUAUAACUUACCAUAUCAAUAUUAAAAAAGGGGCUGGACUGCAGGGAAAAGAAAAUCGAGCCAACCAUCAGCAUUACUUAAAAGAGUCUGAGUCGUUCCCAGUUAGCAUUGGAAAAAAGUCCAGUCAGUGUAUUAACAAGUAUCAGAAGAAAACUGCCAGCAGUGUUGAUGCAUCUCAGAAAGUUGCCAAUGAUGGCUUAGUACCCAUUUCGAGCGACAGCGAUCUGGAUCUGGAUGAACUCAAACAUGAUGAAACAAAGAAAAAGUCGAGUAGCAAGAAGAAACACAAAAAACGUCGCAAAAAGUCGGAUUCACCAGACGUCGAUAUUGCUCUCCUUGUCAAAGAGUCAAUCCACAAACUCGAACCAAAGAAAGAGCCAACAAAAGAGAAACGCUCCAGACCUGUUGCAGGUCGGCAUCAUUCACCGGAAAGACGUAAGCCCUUUCUUUGGCAUCACACUUGCCCAGCAACCUCGAGACCGAAAAGGUGCCCAAAGUCGCCGCCAACAGUUCAGACAUCUCGUAAAAAGUGCUCGCCCUCAAGGCCACGCAAGUCGUCAAGAAAGUCUGUAUCGUUGUCGCCGACAGAUGCUAGUGACGAGCUGCCACCAGAAUCACCAUCCUCACGAGGCAGCGUGACUAGACUUCUCAAAAAAGUCCGACGGCUUGAGCCAUUUUCUUGCAAGGCUGGAGACAAAGGCUCCUCGCUCAAGGACAAGUUGAGCGGCAUCAUUAAAACGGAAACUACGGAGAUAGCAAAAGCUGGGAAUAAAGAUGAAGAUGAGCUGGUCAACAACACCAAAGUAUCCAAAGACAACGACUCUUCCGCGGAGGUGGUAGAAAUAGCCUACAUCGUGAAAAGUAAACCAGUUGAGGAAACAGUAGAUGAAAAUUAUCCAAUUAUAGAGAUCAGUAAGAAAAACGAGGUUGACAAAGAUGAAAAAGCAGAAUUACCUAGGCCUCCAAAGAAAGAAAAAACAGAUUUGGUAGUCAAAGCAGCGACUCCGCUACCUCCUAUGCCGUCAGUCUCCACGUCAUCUCGGCCAUGUUCCCCUUUAAGGCCACCGGAUGUCUCGCCUCCUCCGUCUCCAUCGGUAAAACUCCCCAACUUUUGUAUAGAUGACAACGAAGAAGAUUUAGAGCUACGAAUGAUUGCCUUGCGCUCAGCAGUACUGAAAAAACACCGGACGCGAAUGCAAAAAAGUGGCAUGCUGAAGAAAAGUGGAUCGCAGAAAAUAAAAAGCCCGUUUGACUCGAGUUUUCAUCAAGACUUUGUGGGGCCAGCAGACGCCUGCUACACCGGAAUCAUGGUAGACUGUCAGGACGACAUUUAUUGCCCAGAAGAUAUGGAUCUAGACUCUGAUCUCGAACUGGACAAGGAGUUGUUGUCGAUGGGCCAAGUUGAACUCGAUUGGGCUCCCUCGCCUACCGACGAAAUCGCUGAUCAAUCGUUAAUGCUUGAAAACGCCAUGAACGCACCUGAACGUGUGUCAACGCCGAAGCGAGAAUAUUUUGUAAAUCAAAGUCUAUAUUCACCGACGAAUCCCACGACGACUCCCUGCUCUUUUAAAGAUUUUCAAAACUUUGAACGUAUUACCGGCCCGCUGUUAAGCAAAGUAACGUGGGAUGUGUCAGCAACGGGAGCCAAUGAUCUCAAUGGCAGUAUUUACGAACUCACGAAUCCAACAUUAAGACCCUACUCGCCUACAGACAUGACUAUUUACGAUCCCGACUUACCAGGAGUGCAUUCGACCGACGAGGGUAGCAUUGGCACCAGUAAAAGUUUAGCUCCGCCGUUACAACCCCCUCCGAUGCCGCCGAUAAGUAUAAUGGAUGUUGAAGAGUCGAUAAUGUUGGAAUGCCCAACGAACGUACUCACAGGUGAGUUUGUGAAGCCGAUGGCACCUCCGCCUUUACCGCCGCCGUCGCUGCUGGAUAACUUUGCGGUAGUGUCCCAGCAAACGUUGACCCCGAUUCUGAUGACUACGCCAGUCUUGAGCUUUGCCACGCCUGCAGUGCCCAUGGUCCCGAUAACUUCGGCGUUGGUGAAUGAUGUCAGCUCGCCAGCUAGUAGUUUGGCCGAGCUGUUGAGUGGCGCGACCCAGACGGUAAGCGAUCCAAGUCUACCGCUACAAAAACAUGAUGCAUCGGUCGAGUGUAGUUUUAGAAAACAGCUUGCUAUAAGCCAACAGCCAAUGCCAAUCGAAGCGGACAAUUUUGGCGAGACUGACCUAGAUGGCAGUCCAUUGGUGUCGAUGGAAAAAAAUACUCCUCACUCAUCUUCUACAUGGCCGCUGUUUAGUGAAACGCACUGUCUAUCACGCAACACGUUAAAAGUCACUCCUACUGCUGCGGACGGAGCUGCUCCAGCAUUCGAGGACAGUUCAAAGAAGAAAAACAAUCUUGUAUUUGAAUGCCCCUCUAUUCUACCUACUGCGUCUAAACCCAAGAUGAGCAAUAUUUUCAAAUCUACGAGGGUUCAGGGUGUACCCAAAAAGGACGUGGCGAUUUCGCCUGCCGCUGCGUUUAAUGGGCCCGCACAUGAUGACAUGGUUGAGGAAAGGUCUGAUUAUCAACCACGAUUGCAAAGCAUUAGCGAACGACUGAAACAAUUGAGUAAAAAUAAAGAACAAAAUCUUGGCGCGAAAUUGCGCAAAGGGAAGAAGCGAAAAAAAAGUGUUGUACCGAGAUUCCCCAAAGUAACUAUUGAAAAAAAGAGAGCGGCUUCCCAAUCUUUGAUAAAUGCGGAAAUGAAACUUGAUCAAGCUCAUCGCCGAAAAGAGAUAAUUUCCAAAUCAUCUGAAAUUCAUGAAUGCCAGCAACAACAAUCUGAUAAGGAAAUCGAAGUAGAAAAUGAAACGAAAAAAGACAUUGAAGAUGACGAGGAAACACUUAGAGCACAAUUAUUAGCAUCAUUGACAAAAAGAUUAAAUAAAACUGUAACAACAAGAGUUGUUGCAAAGGUACAAGAAAAAUGUUCUGUGACCACGCCUGCCAAGUCGAUCAUUGAAAAACUCCAAGACUCUAGGACCGAGUUGGCAAAGAUGACGGCGUAUUCAGUAGCCACGAAAAGACCAAUGACGAAUGGUAUCACGAAAAAUAUCACAAGUAUUAUUCCAGUCUCAAUAAAGCGAUCACGGAAUGCUCAACGAGAGUCAUUGUAUCGAUUGGCUCAACAAAACUUGUCGGCAGCAACCAAGCCACAAUCCAAGAUAACCAAUACCCAAGAUUUGUCAUCCGAGACAUCAUUAGAGCUGAUGGAUUCACAUGUCGAUCAAAGAGUCGUCAUUAACGAGCCCAAAGAAAAAAUAAAGAAGAUCGAAAUGAGCGUUGAACAAUUUCUCAAAAACAUUCGUCAGCAGCAAGAAGAGGCAGCUGCGAAAAAUAUAUCAUCGCCCAAUCAAGUUUCAUUGUCAGAUUCUCUCAAGAAAAAUGUAACGAGCAAUUCAAAUGCAACGGACGGCUCAAACGCGGUCGUGAAUCAAACAAUUGAUCUUGUCUCUGAUGCUACUACUGCUUCUACUGCUGAUUUGUCUUCCACUACACCAGUGAUUUUUACCAAUUCUUCCCGCAACACAACAACAGCUAACAGCACCAUUUUUACUCCUGCUACAGCUACUUUUGCAACGGUACGUUCAAGCAUGGAAAAAGAAAAAAUCACAGCAAACGACUUUGAAAAGCUGAGUUUAACGGCUACUCCACAGGCUGUAAAACAUUUGCCACCAUCACUGCAAAAAGAAUAUCGUCGCUUGAAACAACAAAUAAUCGAACGCGAAAGGUUGAAACUCCAAAAAGCUAAAGAGGCAGCCACCACUACCAGUGUUGAUUCUACAUUUAUAGUCUCAGCCUCGGUAACAACAACGUCAGCACCACUUGGGAGUUGUAAAACUCCUACCAAAGUUGUUGAAGUUUCACAAGUUUUUACAUCCUCAACUCCUACAGUGACAACGGUAUCCACAACUGCAAAAACAAACAAUACUUCCAUAAGUUUUUUCUCAUCUUCAUCCAGCUUAACUCCAAAUUCGUCACCGAUUUUCACUUUAAACCCCCCGGUAACGAGUACUCCCUUGGACAAACAAGUUUCGUUAAGGCAAAAUACAAUGAUAUCGGAAACACCAGUAACGACUGCGGCGGUCAAUAAUUCGCUGAAACAACAAGUCCAAGUUCCAAUUUCAACUGUCAAUAAGUUAUCAAUGGUAGAAAUGUCUAGAAAAACAUCUCCAAGACCAUCAACCGCUACUAUUUCCAAGUUAAUGGUAGAUAAAAACAAUUUGAUUAAUUUAGUGGCAUCAGCGAGCUCUCGUAAGUUAGCACCUCAGUCUCAAAACUGUUCUGGUAUAAAUAAUUUGAGCAAAGAGCAAGCUGCCCUUUUGGAUAAAAUGAAUAGUGUUCUUAAUAGCCAAAAAAAACAAAUAUCCGCUGUGGCGCAAAAAGUCUCAACUCUUAGAAUUUUGACGAAAGAUCAGAUUAAUCUAAAAACUCUUCAAGUACCGUCGAAAAUCUCGAAAUUAAAGACUUGUACUCCCACGGAUGAUUCGACUAAAUCUAGUCAAAAUAUUUCAACAACCGUAGAAGAGAAAAGUGAACACGAAGCACCUUUUGCAAAAAGUGCAAAAGAAGAAAGUGCCAACGUAGUAGAUAAGAGUAUGAAAAACCAAGACAGUGCACAUCUCAUAAAGGCAAUAAAUAAUCAAUCAACCUCGAAAAAUCUGGCUCAAAAUACCAUUGAUCAGUCUACAUCGAUGAAUGCGUCCCCAAGUACGGAAAAAUCGACAUUAGGUUGGACAAAGUUUAAAGACUUGGUUGAUGACGAGGUAGACUCUCUGUUUGACCUUCCUGUCAUGAAACAAAAGCAACUUUUAACAGAAUCUGAAGAAAAAUUAAUUAGCAAACGGCACUCGGUUUUGGACGAUAUCACAGAAAUGUCGGGCUCUCUUAGACAGUGGGAAAUUGAAAGGGAUCUACAAAAUACCGUGACCCAAGAAAUCCAAAAACUUCGAGAACAACUGAGAAUGGCAGAGGGAAAAUUACAGCAACAGAAAGAAAAAGUAAAUGCUAUUCAACCCAAAGUCUCAAUGUACCACGAGAAAAUUAAUAAUGGCAGAAAAGAAUGCUUUAGACUUUCUAAAGUGUGCGAUAGCCUUGGACAAACAAUUUUUGGACCUAAUUACAAAGUCCCUACGGCGGGUGCAGAGCUUUUAAAUAAUAGAAUUAAAGAAGUUGCUACUCAUACUCAGAAACUAAAAAGCAAAGCUAAUCGCUCAAAUCUGAAUAGACAUCCAAUUCCAGCUAAAAUGAAAAGUAGUCCAAAAUGUCGAAAAAAUUUCAGUAUGAAACCUAAUGUCCAAAAAUCUCAGAACUCUCACGAUUCACAUUUGAAUAAAGCUGCCAUAAUAGAUGAUGUUGAAAAUUUUGUAAAUGAUAAUUUGGCACUGAUUGACAAACCAAAUGUGUCAAAUAUAAACAACCCCAAUCAAAUGAAAACUGAAAGUCGAACUGCCAAAGAAAUUAAUGGUGAUUCAUUGAAAGAAAACAACAUAAUCAUUUUCGAUGGUAAAAAUAACAACUCCUCCACGACUUUAAAUAACGCAAACAAUUUGAUAAAUGAAUCUGUUGAGGGUGUAAAAACGAAAAAAAUUAAUGGUAAAGUUUCAAUGGUAACUAGGCGUGUUAAUUCAAUUUCAACGGAUGAUGAUAAUUCUUGUAUUUUAAUUCAAGAUAUCCCUAGAAAAAUAGAAUCUAAAAGUCGAUCAACUUUUGAUAAUUUUACCAAGUCAAUCACGUCUUGCAGUAAUACAAACACUAAAGUACGUAGUGGUUAUGCACUGUCCAACAAUUCAAAUUCCGAGUACCCGGUUAAUAUUAAAAUCAAUCAUCCAAAUUUAUCCAAUCGAAUUAAAGAUAAAAAAAUCUUUCAAAAUGCCACAACUAAUGGGGUUGACAAUGAAAAGUUACCAUCAAACGAAAGUAAUAACGAUAGUCAUUUGAACGACGUUGUCGAUGAUAAUAUGGAACCAGUGUGUAGUAAAGAACGUCUGAGUGAUGAAAAUGCGUCAGUGACGAUUCUUGAUGAAAAUUUAGAAAGUACGUCAAUGACAUAUGCCAAAAAUAAUCAGAUCGACCCAAGUUUAUCGAAAACUGCUGGUCUGAAUUUUAUGACAGAAAAUAAUGGUGAUUCACAAAAGUCAAUUAUUGAGUGCACGGCGGACUCUAGUGAUUCAAAUAAUGAAAAUGUCAUAAGCCGUGAAAAAAAUGUAGUCAACAGUGUAAGAAACGUAAUAGUAAACAGUGAAACAGACUCUUCUGCCAAAAUCGAACAUUCCACCUUUUUAGAGGAAAUCUCAUUAAAAAUGGCAAAUACCAUUCAAGUUCCAAAAAACAUUCAUGUGUAUGACCAAAAAAAACCACAUAAUUACAAUAGAAUUUUAUCAAAACAAAUUAUGGGUUGUAAUGAUGAAUUAAAAAACUAUGCAGUCAUGAAAAAGAAUAUCGUUCAGCCUUAUGAAUCAAUUUUAAAGCAUCUACACGAACCAAGAAAAAAAAAUAUUGAUGGGAUCCUUUGCCCAUACGAGCUCAUUGGUACCUGUAACGACGAAGACUGCCAAUUCAUACAUCUAUCCGCUAGUCAUUGUUCAUAAAUUAUUUCCUGGCUAAGGUUCUUGGAAUAUUUUUCUGUCCCAAGUAUCGUCGCAAGUAAAUCAUGUUUUUCCAUAACGUAAAGUGGAUGCGUCACCUCAUCUACAAAGAUUGGUAAGUCAGCUUUGUACUUGACAGGAUUUUUUUAUGGUGAUUUGUUACUCAUUUUUUUACAUUGUUCUCAAGAUUUUAUAGCGUUAGAAUUUAAUGUCUUGUACAUCACUGUUGUUUUUUUUUUUUUUUUUUUUUGUUUUUUUGUUUAAUUGGUUGAUAAAAGUUUCAUAAUUUAUUUCCUUUGAUUUUCUAAUAGUACCUUUAAUCUAUAAAUAUGUAAAAAGCCCUAGUAAUAAGGAUCCGUUUUAUCAAUAAUGUAUAUAUCAUAAGACAAAAAUAAUUCAUAUCAACAUAAAAAGUCAAGAUUUGUGUAAUCUUUCAAGAGGACAACUCACUGUUUGAAGAAAAAGCGCAAGUGAUAUUUGUAAUUUAAGCGUUACGAAAUUAUUAAUACAACACA